AUGCAUGCACAAGUAAACAAGGUAACGUGCGUGCGGAACGUAACUCUUACCUAUUUGGAUGUUAAGAUUGCUUGGGAAUGUUUCUCUUUGCAAUCUAAAUGGCUAUGGCGUGACGCGGAUCAAUUUCAAGCGCUACUUGAGGUUUCAUGCGGAGGCACCAUACAGAACAACUUGACAUACUUCCUGUCGCCUGGUUUCCCGGAACUGUGGACCGGCUCUCGGGAUUGCAAUAUCACUAUAGAGAAGACGCAUGCUGGGAUUACACAAUUGAAGAUUGAUUUCGUGCAUUUUACCAUUGGACAACCGAAUCGGACUACAGGAGAGUGCGACGAGGACGUCAUGACUUUGGGUGAUGGGGAUAGCAAAUUCUUAUUGUGCGGUCAGAACCACGGACAGCACAGUGAGUCCUUAUUUUUGUAUAUUAAUUGUCUAAUUUAUUUCGUAAUAAAAACUUAGACCCGUGAAAACAUUGCAGUUAGCAUUCAACUCUAUCGGAUGACAUUUCUUUAAUAACUCUCGAAGAUAUUUGUAAAUUAAGGUAAAAUUAAGGUCCAAUUAACGAUAUCGUUCAUUUAAUAUCUUUCAAACAAAAGUUGCGAUCGGAAUCGUUAUUUUGUCAUAUAGUUGUAGAGUGAAGUUUGUGAAUGUCUUUCAAAUUGAAAGGGAUUACAAUAGAUUUUAAAACUAGAUAAUUAUCCCCCUGGAUACAUUUACACAACAUAUUGUGUUGGUACGAGGGUCAAACUGAAAGUUCUUAGAAAAUCAAAAACUGAUUACAUUAGCCAGUUAUUAGUUUUAUUAUAUCUUUUCAAAAUAUUGUCCAUUCACGUCAAUACACCGCUGCAUGCGAUGGAACCACUGGGAAAAGCACUUUGCCCACUCGUCCUUAGGGGUCUCUUCAAUGGCAUCGCGAUACGCAGCCACCGCUUCUUCAGCAUUCAUAAACCGCUUUCCUUUAAGUUUUUCUUUAAUUUUUGGAAAUAAAUAAAAAUCACAAGGCGCGAGGUCGGGGCUAUACGGCGGGUGACCCAGUAAUUCAACGUUUGAUGUCGCCAAAUAGUCGAUCGUUCGCUUGGCGGUGUGCGACGAGGCGUUGUCGUGGUGAAGGAGGAUCCUACUGCGAGGUCGUUUCUCUCGAACUUUUUCCAAGACAAGUGGCAAACAAUUGGUAGUGUACCAUUCUGCAGAAACUGUUUUUUGAUCCUCUAACACAAUUGUUGCAAAAUGACCUAUCCUUCCAAAGAACGAGGCCACCAUUUUUUUUCCCGCACUUCGAUCUCUCUUCACUUUAGUUGGCAACUCCUCGAAAGGAAACACCCACUGAGCAGAUUGUCUUUUGGUUUUAGGAUCAUAACAGUAAAUCCAGCUUUCGUCACCUGUUAGUAUGUCGAACACAGCAUUUGAGUCACCUCCGUUAAAUCUUUCAAUCAUUUUACGACACCAAUCCACACGAUGGAGUUUUUGAGCCUCAGUCAAAUUAUGAGGUAUCCACCGGGCGCAAAGCUUCCUGACCGCUAAAUGUUCGUGGAGGAUUUUGUGCACUUGACUCAUACCGAUGCCUAAGCUUGUCAGAAUCUGUUUAGGUCACUCUUUUGUCAGUCUCUAUCAUACGCCGCACAACACAGAUGUUAUCUUCAGUCGUCGCCGUAGAAGGCCGUCCCUCACGUAAAUCAUCAGUGAGAUUAGUGCGACCACGUUUAAACUCAUUAAACCAGUUGUAAACAGUCGCACGAGAUGGGGCUUCAUCGUGAAAGGCCAAUCGUAGUCUAUCAUAACUUUCUUGUUGACUUAAAUGACAUCGAAAGUCAUAAAAAAUCAUUGCACGAAAAUUUUCUCGUGUUAAAUUCAUGAUGACGUGACACAGACAAUUUUCAAUUUGCCGCCAAAUCGUAAAACAAAUGACAAAUGAAUGAAAUAUAUACUCAGUAAUAUUGGCAAAUAGUUAUAUUUUCAAAUUUUAGAAUUAUUUUUUUAUUAUAUUGUUUAUAAGUGGCCAGUUCUAAGAACUUUCAGUUUGACCCUCGUAUAAACAAUUAGAGGUUCUUAUAAAAGUGAAUAUAAUUUAUUAAGUUACACAAUAGUACUGAAUCUCGAGAAGAAGACGAGCUGCCUAAUACGAAGAGUACCCACCUGUCUAUCCGCAUGAGGGGGAGUGAGAUGCCACGUUUGUGGCUUAUGAGGUUUGCUCAGAUGCCCCUUGCAUAUUCUGCGCCCCACGACUGCUUGCAAUACUAUACUGCUGAUAACGGUACGAUACAGACAUUCAAUUUUGCAAUCAACGGUCGGCAUUUAGCUGGACAGGAUUAUAAGGCGUGCGUACGCAAGAACACUGGGAAAUGUGGGGUCAGGUACUCGCCCUGUGAUAAUCGCUCCUUCAGGAUUGGACCUGGAAAAGGCACCCCUGAAAUUAUUGAUCCUGCUGAAAUAGAACCUGAUUCUGGCGUAUCUGGCGGCCCAGACACCGGUUCCUACGGACCCGAUGGUCAAAAUGACCCAUCAGCAAUUUCCACCACGCCGAGGGCCAACAUUACCGGUGAUCAACAGAUGGAGGAAUCUCAAAAUGGUUCACAUACAGAUUACCCCUUGUAUCCUGAAUGUUCUAUGCAACAAAUGCCAGUAAUGCCAGCGAACGAGAUUGAAGAAAUAGAAGGUUCAGGUGCUGAUCCUCAGAUGGCUUCAGUAGUGGAGGAUCCUGUUCGCUCACCAAGUCUGGCUGCAAGAAUCUGGAGUUUUAUCUGGCCGUCUUGGCUGUGGGGACAGCGGAGUAUGUCGUGGGGGUGGAGUAGGUGGUCGCCGUAUGCUCAGCACUACGUUAAGGAGGACGACAAACUGCGAUACUACGGGUACGGGAACUUCGGCGCCAGUCUACUGGGUUACGGCAGGAAGAGAUGCACAGACAGAAUCACAAUACCUUGCGAGAAUGAAUACUUUAUAUCGAGUACCUCCUACAUUCCAGGUGUGUGCGACCCUCAUCACUGCGGCAACACCUUCUGUCCUGGCGUUGGCAACAACGAUUGCAGAGUUGAGACAUCUAUUUCACCAUUCGCAGUGUCCGUGCACUUUGGAACGGCAACUUCCAAGAGGAAUCCCGAAGAAAAUAUUGGUGCAUGCUUAAGAUACACACAACUGCCAUGCGAUAUAUGA
This is a messenger RNA of Diatraea saccharalis (sugarcane borer), 3144 nucleotides long. The record is from the annotation of a GenBank genome assembly. Lineage: Eukaryota; Metazoa; Arthropoda; Insecta; Lepidoptera; Crambidae.